Molecule: messenger RNA, 879 nt
Organism: Punctularia strigosozonata HHB-11173 SS5
Lineage: Eukaryota; Fungi; Basidiomycota; Agaricomycetes; Corticiales; Punctulariaceae
Product: chorismate mutase
Exons: 5
Coding region: 1-879 (292 amino acids)
Biological process (GO): aromatic amino acid biosynthetic process; chorismate metabolic process
Cellular component (GO): cytoplasm
Molecular function (GO): chorismate mutase activity
Source: RefSeq, a predicted model, not a curated record
AUGCAGAGCAACUACUUCCUAUCGCGCGACCCGCUCUCGCUGGAUUCGAUACGCUCCAUCCUGACACGCCUCGAAGAUACGAUCAUCUUCCUCCUCAUCGAACGCGCCCAGUUCGCGCACAACCCGAAGAUCUACCAGCGCGGCGCCUUCCCCGAGCUCGCCGCCCAGGGGUUCGACGGCAGCUGGCUCGACUGGUUCCUGAAGGAGACCGAGACGUUCCAUGCCAAGGCCCGGAGGUACACAAGCCCGGACGAGUACCCGUUCACCGAGGGCCUCCCAGAGCCCGUCCUCGGCCCGCUGCCGUUCCCCCAGAUCCUGCAUCCAAACAACGUGAACGUGAACCCGUCCAUCCUCUCCUUUUACACGCGCUCCAUCGUCCCCCGGAUCACCAAGCAGGCGACGCUCGCACUAGCCGCGAUCAAGCGCGCCAACGGCAUAAGGGGCGACGCCGAGUACGAAGACGACGGGAAUUACGGCAGCGCGGCGACCAUCGACGUCGAAGUCCUCGCCGCGAUCAGCAAGCGGGUGCACUACGGCAAAUUCGUAUCGGAAUCCAAGUUCUCCGACCAUCCCUCCGCCUUCAUCCCGCACAUCAAGACCAGGGAUCGCGAGAAGUUGGAGGCGCUCAUCACCAAGCCCGAGGUCGAGGCUCGGUUGCUGCAGCGCCUGAGGAAGAAGGCCGCCCUGUAUGCGCAGGAUUUCGCGCCCGACGGCGAGCCGCUCGGCCAGAGUGGCGCUCUCAAGAUCGACGUGGACGGCGUCGUCGAGCUGUACGAGAACUACAUCAUUCCUCUCACGAAGGAGGUCGAGGUAGACUACCUUCUCGUGAGACUCGAGGGCCUAUCGGAGGCCGAGAUCGAGGAACUAUCCAAGAAAUAA